Messenger RNA from Lachancea thermotolerans CBS 6340, 600 nucleotides. RefSeq names its product KLTH0H04356p. The transcript has a single exon. The coding region runs from base 1 to 600 and encodes 199 amino acids. Lineage: Eukaryota; Fungi; Ascomycota; Saccharomycetes; Saccharomycetales; Saccharomycetaceae. The record is from RefSeq and is a predicted model, not a curated record.
AUGCUGCAAGACCCGGUUCGGUCGUAUCCACGCACAAAGUUUUGGUCGGCUGUUAGCGAGUCUGUGCACGUGAGCGCAGGGCUAACGCGCAACAGUCGCCAGUGUCGGGAUCGGUUCAACCUGCUGUUCUCGCGGGCGCUGCUAACGGACGGGCAAGACGUGGGCGCCGGCGUUGGGUUGGGCACAGACGCGACACUCGACGCUAAGCUGGCGCAGUGUACGGCGCGUUUCCGUUUCGGGAACGGGCGCAGCCUGGAGCUGAAACAGAGGCGUAGUCACGUGCAAGCGCCAACCCGCGUACCGCAGCGCGGCUGCGCUGUGCACGAACUGAUUCACCCGCCGGAACACACUCCGGGGCCUAUGCCAGAGCCGGGGCCUCUUCCGUCUCCCGCACCCGGCCCCACCCCUGCAGAUCUUUCGUUGAUCCACACGCAGCUCCGCGAGGUGCAUCGCGUGCUUGAGGCGCUGACUGCGGAAGUUGUGGGUAUCCAGCACCAGGUUCGGCACCUGCAGCAAGCAUUCCGCGAGCUCCAAGACGCUCGCCAGAACCAAAAGCCGCCGGUCGCCUGCGACGAAGACAGCGUCAACCGCGACAAGUAA